Salvelinus fontinalis (brook trout) is the source of this 7093-nucleotide messenger RNA. RefSeq names its product delta-type opioid receptor-like. Bases 105 to 1424 code for a protein of 439 amino acids. Lineage: Eukaryota; Metazoa; Chordata; Actinopteri; Salmoniformes; Salmonidae. The record is from RefSeq and is a predicted model, not a curated record. The transcript is spliced from 3 exons. Gene Ontology annotation, cellular component: neuron projection; membrane. Gene Ontology annotation, biological process: G protein-coupled opioid receptor signaling pathway; neuropeptide signaling pathway. Gene Ontology annotation, molecular function: G protein-coupled enkephalin receptor activity; neuropeptide binding.
CCACCCCGUUGCAUUGCGCGUACCUCGAUAGGAUCGGAUACCUGUCUUUCAGAACAUCUUUCCAUACCUUCGCCAGAGCCUGUGAUGUCAGUGAUGACAAUUGAAUGAGGUCUGAUCAGUGCUUUCACACGUUCCUCGUCUGCUCUCGUGCGCUCAACAAAAUCUGCAUUUGGGGAGUCCGCAGGCAUCUGCACUACAGGAAAGGAAAAGACAUCACUGACUUUGACUAUAACGAAGUUUUAUCUGCUAGGCUAAUAUUGCACCUGAAUACGAUGGAGUUUCCUACCCUGUCCGCGGCUGAUUUAGCCGACCUGUAUUCUGUGAUCACUUUCAAUGCCACAUUGCCUGAGGAUUCUACAGGGCUGCCAUCAAGAGACAAUGACACCGAGAAGGGUUCAUCGAAGGACACCACAAGUAUUAUAAUCGCAGUAUCUAUAACUGCGCUCUACUCUGUUAUAUGCAUCGUUGGACUGCUUGGAAACAUCCUCGUUAUGUAUGGAGUGGUGAGAUACACCAAAAUGAAGACAGCCACUAACAUCUACAUCUUCAACUUGGCCCUGGCCGAUGCUUUGGCAACCAGCACUCUGCCCUUCCAGAGUGCCAAGUACCUGAUGAACACCUGGCCCUUCGGCGAGUUCCUGUGUAAAGUGAUCCUCGCCGUUGACUACUACAACAUGUUCACCAGUAUCUUCACCCUGACCAUGAUGAGCGUGGACCGCUACAUCGCUGUGUGCCACCCGGUCAGAGCCCUGGACUUUAGAACGUCCGCCAAGGCCAAGAUGAUCAACGUGUGCAUCUGGAUCCUCUCCUCUGCCAUCGGAGUGCCCAUCAUGGUCAUGGCGACACCAACAUCCACAUAUCCAUAUGCUAACCAUUUGAUUGUUUAUCACUCAGGCAAUACAGGGUGCAUGCUGCAGUUCCCUCAGCCAGACUGGUACUGGGACAUGGUGACUAAGAUCUGCGUGUUCGUAUUUGCCUUCGUGGUGCCAGUCCUGGUCAUCACCAUCUGCUACGGCCUGAUGAUUCUCCGCCUGAAGAAUGUCCGGCUGCUCUCCGGAUCCAAGGAGAAAGAUCGGAAUAUGCGGCGCAUUACCCACAUGGUCCUGGUGGUGGUGGCGGUCUUCAUAAUUUGCUGGACGCCCAUCCACAUCUUUAUCAUCCUCAGGACCAUGGUGCAGAUCAACAGCACGAACCCCUAUGUGAUCGCCAGCUGGCACCUGUGCAUCGCCCUGGGCUACAUGAACAGCAGCCUCAACCCCCUGCUCUAUGCCUUCCUGGACGGGAACUUCAAGAGGUGCUUCAGGGAUUUCUGCCUGCCUUUCCGCUCCAACAUGGACCAGAGUAGCUUCUCCAGAGCCCGCAACUCCACGCGAGAGCCCACCACCGUGUGUCCCCCGAGAGUGUUGGUGAGGAAGCCUGUAUGACUAGGCAUGGAGCAGUGUCCUGGAGACUCCCGCUCACGGACAGUCCAGGCCGACUUACAGACUGAUGUCACACAGUUCUCCACAGAUGUCUGACAGUAGCUCUGGCUUUAGACUUACAGCACAAAACCCACUGCAACAUUUGCAUAGAGUGUGAUGUCACAUUUUUGGGCCUAUCCAGACAAAAACUAGAUUUACUCUUCCUCUAACCUAACAUAGCAGACAUAAAUUCCCACAUCUGGGUUUCAGUGGAAAAGAGUCUACAGUGGCUUGCGAAAGUAUUCAUCCUCCUUGGCAUUUUUCCAGUUUCUUUGCCUUACAACCUGGAAAUAAAAUAGAUUUUUGGGGGGUUUGUAUCAUUUGAUUUACACAACAUGCCUACCACUUUGAAGAUGCAAAAUAUGUGUUAUUGUGAAACAAACAAGAAGUAAGACAAAAAAAAAGAAAACUUGAGCGUGCAUAACUAUUCACCCUCCCAAAGUCAAUACUUUGUAGAGCGACCUUUUGCAGCAAUUACAGCUGCAAGUCUCUUGGGGUAUGUCUCUAUAAGCUUGGCACAUCUAGCCACUGGGAUUUUUGCCCAUUCUUCAAGGCAAAACUGCUCCAGCUCCUUUAAGUUGGAUGGUUUCCGCUGGUGUACAGGAAUCUUUAUGUCAUACCACAGAUUCUAAAUUGGAUUGAGGUCUGGGCUUUGACUAGGCCAUUCUAAGACAUUUAAAUGUUUCCCCUUAAACCACUUGUUGCUUUAGCAGUAUGCUUAGGGUCAUUGUCCUGCUGGAAGAUGAACCUCCGGUCCAGUCACAAAAACCUGAAACAGGUUUCCCUCAAGAAUUUCACUGUAUUUAGCGCCAUCCGUCAUUCCUUCAAUUCUGACCAGCUUCCCAGUCCCUGCCGAUGAAAAACAUCCCCACAGCAUGAUGCUGCUACUAUCAUGCUUCACGGUGGGGAUGGAGUUCUUGAGGUGAUGAGAGGUGUUGGGUUUGCACCAGACAUAGUGUUUUCCUUGAUGGCCAAAAAGCUCAAUUUUAGUCUCAACUGACCAGAGUACCUCCUUCCAUAUGUUUGGGGAGUCUCCCACAUGCCUUUGGCGAACACCAAAUGUGUUUGCUUAUUUUGUUCUUCAAGCAAUGGCUUUUUUCUGGCCACUCUUCCGUAAGCCCAGCUCUGUGGAGUGAACGGCUUAAAGUGGUCCUAUGGCCAGAUACUCCAAUCUUUGCUAUGGAGCUUUGCAGCUCCUUCAGGAUUAUCGUUGGUCUCUUUGUUGCCUCUGAUAAAUGCCCUCCUUGCCUGGUCGGUGAGUUUUGGUGGGCGGCCCUCUCUUGGCAGGUUUGUUGUGGUGCCAAAUUCUUUCCAUUUAUUAAGAAUGGAUUUAAUGGUGCUUCGUGGGAUGUUCAAAGUUUCAGAUAUUUUUUUAUAACCCAGCCCUGAUCUGUACUUCUCCACAAUGUUAUCCCUGACCUGUUUGGAGAGCUCCUUGGUCUUUAUGGUGCCGCUUGCUUGGUGGUGCCGCUUGCUUAGUGGUGUUGCAGACCCUGGAGCCUUUCAGAACAGGUGUGUGUAUAUAUACUGAGAUCAUGUGACACUUAGAUUGCACACAGGUGGACUUUAUUUAACUAAUUAUGUGACUUCUGAAGGUAAUUGGUUGCACCAGAUCUUAUUUAGGGGCUUCAUAGCAAAGGGGGCGAAUACAUAUGCACGCACCACCUUUCUGUUUUUUAUUUUUUUGAAUUUUUUUAAACAAGUCAUUUUUUUCAUUUCACUUUACCAAUUUGGACUAUUUUGUGUAUGUCCAUUACAUGAAAUCCAAAUAAAAUUCAAUUUAAAUUACUGGUUGUAAUGCAACAAAAUAGGAAAUACUUUUGCAAGGCACUGUAGGUUGAAAUAGCUGUAUCCCUGAAAACCCAGAUACAUCCGGUUGUUGCAUCGGCCAGGGCCAAAAAUCUGUCAUUCUGCCCCUGAGCAAGGCAGUUAACCCACUGUUUCCCGGGCGCCGAAGCCGUGGAUGUUGAUUAAGGCAGCCCCCUGCAUCUCCCUGAUUCAGAGGGGUUGGGUUGAAUGCGGAAGACACAUUUCAGUUGAAGGCAUUCAGUUGUACAACUGACUAGAUAUCUCCAUUUCCCUUUUUGUUCCCGUGUUGUUGCAUAAUGACCAAUACGCUACCACUCACUGGGCACAGACAUCAGUUCAACCCCUGGUGUAGCACACCUCCUGAGGUCGGGCCCCCCAGAUAGCAUUUGAACACUUCAUAAGACAUGAUUUUAUUCAUUUUUUAUUACAGGAAAUUAGCUUUAAAACUGCAAAAUGUUCUCUGCCGAUAAUGGAUAUUAGCUGAAAAAUUAUCGUAUGUAGUUUCUUGCAAUAGCCCUCUGUGACUUUAAAGAAUAUUUAUCUCAAAACUUUGCUUUCUGAAAGAUGUGUCUGGAGAUUUGGUUAACUUCAUCAGAAUUGCCUAAAAUCCUAAAAUAAUCAGGAAUGAGCAUGGUCAGCUAUACCAUAUUCAUGUCCUCGUUACUAGUGCAACAAAACCACUCAUGGUCUAAAGUUCUCUACUUUUGAUAGAUUUAACAAACAAUAUUGGAAUCACCAUGGUCACAAUCAUAAACUGUCAACUCCAUCUGCCUGAUAGAUUAAAAUAAUAUGAAUUUUGGGUUUAAAUAUGUUACAUGUAAUUGGGUUUUAGAGACAUAAAGCAACUGAGGAAAAAAUAAAUUGCUGCUGUGCAUAACACUUGAAUGAAGAAGAAAAAUGUAAUCUUUGUAAAAAACAUCAACUCUGUCAGAUUGCUGAAAGAUCUGAUAGAAUGAGUAUGUUUUUAUUGGGGAUUUUCAAAUGAAUCAUUUUCCAUAUCUUACAAAUGUUUUGUAUUAUACUUUUAGAGUCAAAAAUAUGUCUGUUUUGAGAGUCUGUUGUCAACUCCGUCAUUGGCUUUUCACCUCUGUCACUGAUGGCUACGCCCCUUAAGAUCAAUAUUUUUGUCAAUAUUCUGAACAAAUAUUGUAAUCACUGUUCUGCAACAUAUGGCUCAAAAAAUUGAAGUAUUUGCUCUGCUAUGUUUGCUUUCUAAAUCUAGAAAAACCUAGCUCUGGAGGAUUUAAUAGUGCUAUAAAGAAAAAACAAAAAGACCUUUUGGAAAUUUGUUUUAAAUAUUUGAAUAAUCUAAUAUUAGAGUUAAACAAUUAAGGUCUUUAAACACUUUAAACACACUAUUACUGUAAAAAGUAAAUGCCUUUUAUGGUGUCAGACGGAGUUUAAAUAAAUCCAGUUAGUUGCAUUUUAUGAAAGAAUUUUUUUAAAUUAGGUUGUUCCAUUAGAUGAUGUGAUAGCUGAUACUUUGGUCUAUAAAAAAUACAGUGCCUUCGGAAAGAAUUCAGACCCCUUGACUUUUUCCACAUUUUGUUACGUUACAGCCUUAUUCUAAAAUUAAUAAAAUAUUUUUUUGAAUCGCAGUGAUCUACACACAAUACCCCAUAAUGACAAAGUGAAAACAGGUUUUUAGAAAUUCUAGCAAAUGUAUUUACAUAAGUAUUCAAACCGUUUGCUAAGAGACUCGACAUUGAGCUCAGGUGCGUCCUGUUUCCAUUGAUCAUCCUUGAGAUGUUUCAACAACUUGAUUGGAGUCCACCUGUGGUAAAUUCAAUUGAUUGGACAUGAUUUGGUAAGGCACCUGUCUAUAUAAGGUCCCACAGUUGACAGUGCAUGUCAGAGCAAAAACCAAGCCAUGAGGUCAAAGGAAUUGUCUGUAGAGCACAGCUCUGGGGAAGGGUACCAAAAAAUGUCUGCAGCAUUGAAGGUCCCCAAGAACACAGUGGCCGGUGUCAUUCAUCAUUCCUAAAUGGAAGAAGUUUGGAACCACCAAGACUCUUACUAGAGCUGGCCAUCUGGCGAAACUGAUCAAUCGGGGGAGAAGGGCCUUGGUCAGGGAGGUGAUGGUCACUCUGACAGAGCUCUAGAGUUCCUCUGUGGAGAUGGGAGAACCUUCCAGAAGGACAACCAUCUCUGUAAUACUCCAUCAAUCAGGCAUUUAUGGUAGAGUGGUCAGAUGGAAGCCACUGGUCAGUAAAAGGCACAUGACAGCUCCCUUGGAGUUUGCCAAAAGGCACCUAAACAACAAGAUUCUCUGGUCUGAUGAAACAAAGAUUCAACUCUGGCACCAUCCCUACGGUGAAGCAUGGUGGGGUCAGCAUCAUACUGUGUGGGUGUUUUUCAGCGGCAGGGACUAGGAGGCUAGUCAGGAUUGAGGCAAAGAUGAAUGGAGGAAAGCACAGAGAGAUCCUUGAUGUAAACCUGCUCCAGAGUGCUCAGGAACUCAGACUUCCCACAGGACAACGACCCUAAGCACACAGCCAAGACAACACAGGAGUGGCUUCGGGAAAAGACUCUGAAUGUCCUUGAGUGGCCCAGCCAGAGCCCUGACCUGAACCCAUUCUAAUAUCUCUGGAGAGACCUGUGCAGCAACGCUCCCCAUCUAACCUGACAGAGCUUGAGAUGUUCUGCAGAGAAGAAUGGGAGAAACUCUCCAAAUACAGGUGUGCCAAGCUUGUAGUGUCAUACCCAAGAAGACUCGAGGCUAUAAUUGCUGCCAAAGGUGCUUCAACAAAGUACUGAGUAAAGGGUCUAAAUACUUAUGUAAAUGUGAUACUUUUAUAUAAAUUAGCAACAAUUCUAAAAACCUUUUUUUGCUUUGUCAUUAUGGGGUAUUGUGUGUAGAUUGACGAGGAAAAAAAAUAUUUAUUCAAUUUUAGAAUAAACAAAAUGUGGGAAAAUCAAGGUGUCUGAAUACUUUCCAACAGCACUGUAUAUAUAUUUCAAAUGUUGCUAAUAUUAAAACAAAUAGUUCUGGAUUGUCCCGUAUUUCAAGAGUCCCUGACCUCUAUAACAGCAACAACAAAAAAACAUCUCUGCCACAUGGAAAAAAAGAUAAAUCCUAAAAUAUUUUUGGGGGGGGGUUUAUUUUUUGCGGUUGUUGGGCCUUGCUCGAACCUUGCAGGGUGCACAGCUAUAUGUGUCCUACGCCACUUAGUUAAAUGUAUAGUUUUGAUUUACAUUUAGUUGAGUUUUCAACUAAAGUGAAUUCAACAAAAAAAAGUAUGUAAUUAGAUUUUGGGUGAAAAUAAAUACUAAAUGCCCUUAAGUUGAUGACUUCUUGCAAAUCCAAUCAGUUUUCCAUGUUGAUUCAACGUCAUCACAUAGAUUUUUGGGGUUGAAAUGAUGUGGAAACAAUAUUGAUUCAACCAGUUUUUUUUCCAGUGGGAAGUCUGUAGCAUGUCUUGCAGUUUAAUUAAAUAUUGUAACAUUAUUGACUUACUAUGUAUAAAUCUUGUCAGUUGCUUCUGGCAGCAAAUUAGUUGUUUUAGACAACAACAAAAAAACGAUUUAUUUUACCUAUACCAAAUUUCUUUGUUAUGUUUUAAAGAAUACAUUUGGAUUUAUAUUGCUUUGCUGUAGUAGAUGCUCAGCUAAUUUAACAAUGGGAAGCAUUAACAUAAAUAAAUAUCUGCAUUGUGUUUUAGAAGUACUGAAUGUGUGUGAUGCAUACAGUAUACGUUAUGUGCCUUUUAUUUAUUGGUUUCUUCCAUUUAUGAGUUUCUUGAAGCAUGCAGUGGGCUACAUGUGAGGAUUGUGUGAUGGUGUAUUGUACAAUCUCACUGAAGUGAGAGGUUGGAGUAUAAUAA